CUUUGGCUUUUCCUCACCAUGUAUUCAUGUCUACGUACUUUCUCUCCUGUCUGCCUAGACAUCGGUCUCGAGCCAUAGAUCUUCCUCGGUGUAUUUCAACUGCAACGGGCCGGAAGAGAACAAUUGGACACGGUCAAAACCUGUCUGCUCGGUAUGCACGCUUAGAAAAAUCGCUUCGUGAGAAACAAGCGUUACAAGGAGAUCUAGACGAACUAUCAAGUUCAUCACUUACCGUACCAGAGGAAGCUAGGAAGAAGAAGAGGCAGCAGAACACGUUCAAAGGCUUAGUUAUACCAGAGCUACCGAGAGCUCCCGAAUCAGAUGAGUGCUGUAUGUCAGGUUGUGCUGUCUGUGUGUACGACCUUUACGAGGAAUCCAUGAAGGCGUACAAGGAGAAUGUAGCUACAUUACGAAACGCACUCGUCAGUAUGGGAGUUCCCGAGAACGAGUGGCCUGCGAGCGUCAAGUCCCCUACCGAGAAGGUAGAGAGGAAGAGCAACGUGGUGUUGAGUGUGUUUGAAGAGAUGGAAAGAGCGUUAAAGGAAAAGCAGAAAUCCUCAGCUCCUUCUCGUCAGACCUCCUAGUAUGACUGCGCGUGCAUCUCCAUUUGCAUCCCGUUCAGCGAAGAAUACCAUGACUUCUGAUGUUGUUGAAGGUAUCAGAUGGGUACUGUUCAGCAACAGGUAGAGAAACCUUGGUCAGGUCUAGGAUGGGGUGCUUGCGUUCAGACUUGAGGUGAGUAGAACGUACGAAGAGGGUGACGGGGGUUGUAAACAUUGUGGAGAAAUACUAGAACGGCUGUCGAUGGUUGUAACUUGUGGCCAUCUUUCGCGAGGCAGCCAAUCUUCAACAAAGAACAUGCGUCAGGUUUAUGCGAUACAUUGUCAAGGUACUUAUAUUCAUGGCACCAUAUCAGACUGUAGAGAUAUUACAAUAUAGAGAUAUGGAGAACUUACUCCACAACCUGUC
Messenger RNA from Desarmillaria tabescens, 969 nucleotides. RefSeq lists its product as uncharacterized. The transcript is spliced from 3 exons. Bases 27 to 584 code for a protein of 185 amino acids. Lineage: Eukaryota; Fungi; Basidiomycota; Agaricomycetes; Agaricales; Physalacriaceae. The record is from RefSeq and is a predicted model, not a curated record. Gene Ontology annotation, cellular component: mitochondrion.